AUGACUGUAGCGCAAUAUGAAAAUUGGUUUACAGAAUUGUCGUGCUACACUUUCGAGAUGAUCGCCAACAAGGCAAUUAAGAUGAGGCGAUUUUCAGCAGGGUUGAGGAGCGGCAUCCGCUCAAAGAUGUGUUGUGCGAGCAUCCGGACCUACGCUGAGCUUGUCAAGAUGUCCAUACGGGCAGAGCAGGAUGAGGAGAGAGUCGCAUGGAACCGUUCGCAGUUGGGGCCGCGAAGCAGAAUGGAGCGACCAUCCUCUUCCUUUGCUGGGAAAAGGCCACGCCCAAACUCUCCACCCCAACUAGCUGCCAUACCGGCCCCUUCUGUACGACCAGCCCAGAUAUGUAAUUACUGCAGGAGGACGGGUCACUCUGAACCCUACUGCUUUACCAGAAUGAGGGAUCUUGGCUUCACGCCACCGCAACGUAACAAUAGGCCCCCACAGCAGGCAUUGCAGAUUCUGCCCCUAUGGGUGAUGGACCCUAGCCAACAAUUCCGCCGUCCACCACUACCUCAGGUUAGGCCGCCACAACGGCCCGUGCAACAAUUGAACCUUCCUCAGCAGGCGCGAGUUCAUGCCUUAGUGGCCAAGGGCCAAGAUGCAGACAUCCCCAAUCCUACGGCCUUCGAGGUGACGGCCCAUGUUCAAGGUACUCCCAUAUUUCUACUAGUGGACACUGGAUCUACUGCUUUACUCAUAUCGCAUGCAACUGUCAAGCGCUUAGGGCUACGCCUCACUCCAAUCAUAGGAGUGAAAAUCAUUGCAACCGCCGGAAAUUUUUUUAAAGCGACGAGGGUGUGUAAUGACUGCCCCAUAGACUUGGGGGGCAAGGUGAUACUCGUCGAUCUGAUCGCAACUAAGAUUUUCCAUUACGACGUCAUCCUGGGUAUGGACUGGUUGACACCGAUGAAGGUAGAAAUCGAUUGUAAAAUAAGGACAGUGAAAAUAUACGAGGGCGACAAAGUUCCCUUCACGUUCCCAUUCCAGGUCAGCCACCAACAAAGAAUUUUGUGUUAUGCUUCAUUGGAGGAGGGUUAUGAUGGACCCUCGAUAACAUACACACCCAUGGUACAAGAUUUUUGGGAUGUGUUUAAAGCCAUACCUAGACUUCCUCCUCGCCGUGAGAUAGACUUCACGAUCGAUCUAACUCCGGAUGUCAAGCCCAUCUCCUUUCCUACUUACUGCAUGCCCCCAUGUGAGAUGGAAGAGCUAAGAUCUUGCCAAGGUGGCGGUGGUACAAGAUUGGAAGCAACUGAAGUCGGUUACGGAAGUGCGAAGUUUUCUCGGUCUCGCCGGCUAUUAUCGAAGAUUCAUAAGAGAUUUUUCAAAAUAGCUCGGCCGCUAUUCCAAUUGACACGAAAGGACCUUAAAUUUGCCUGGAAUGAGAAGGCGGAGGCGACCUUCCAAGAGUUGAAGGAUAAACUGACGUCGGCACCUGUACUCGUAUUACAUGAACAGUGGGUCAAGUACACCAUAUAUACUGACGCCUCUCGCAUGGACUUGGGUUGUGUACUCAUGCAAAAAGACCUGGCAAUUGCUUAUGCUUCUCGACAGUUAAAGAAGCAUGAGGAGAACUACCCCACUCAUGACCUCGAACUCACGGUGGUAGUUUUCGCAUUAAAAAUAUGGAGACACUAUCUCUAUGGUGAGGAGUUUGAGCUCUUUUCUAAUCAUAAGAGCCUUAAAUACAUCUUCACCCAGAAGGACCUGAAAAUGAGACAGUGUCGCUGGAUGGAAACGUUGAAGGACAUCAAGUUCGACGUCUCGUAUCACCCUGACAAGGCGAAUUUGGUGGCAGAUGCCUUGAGUCGUAAAAAGGCAAUCGAAUUUGUGGCCCCGCUCAUGGUGAGAGAGUGGGACAUGGUAGAAUUUGUGCGAGACUUCGACAUGAAGCUAACGGUGGAGGAACCAUACGAGUUCAUAGCCCACAUUCAGGCUCAACCAAUGAUUAACAGUAAAAUCAUUAAACCCCAGGAGGGCGAUGAGUUAUUGAAGAAGAUACAAGAGAAAGCAAGGAAUGAUGUAGGUCUGAGUGGAGGAUCGGUACUAAUGGAGAGUUGCAGUACCGAGGCCGCUUUUGUGUUCCAAACCUUCAGGGACUACGAGAAGAAGUCCUAA
This is a messenger RNA of Magnolia sinica, 2118 nucleotides long. RefSeq lists its product as uncharacterized. Gene Ontology annotation, molecular function: aspartic-type endopeptidase activity. The transcript has 2 exons. Lineage: Eukaryota; Viridiplantae; Streptophyta; Magnoliopsida; Magnoliales; Magnoliaceae. Gene Ontology annotation, biological process: proteolysis. Bases 1 to 2118 code for a protein of 705 amino acids. The record is from RefSeq and is a predicted model, not a curated record.